This is a messenger RNA of Phaeodactylum tricornutum CCAP 1055/1, 1024 nucleotides long. RefSeq lists its product with no specific name. NCBI's taxonomy places the organism in Eukaryota, Bacillariophyta, Bacillariophyceae, Surirellales, Neidiaceae. The coding region runs from base 98 to 1024 and encodes 308 amino acids. Gene Ontology annotation, molecular function: FAD transmembrane transporter activity; folic acid transmembrane transporter activity. Gene Ontology annotation, biological process: folate import into mitochondrion; nucleotide transport. The record is from RefSeq and is a predicted model, not a curated record. The transcript is spliced from 3 exons.
UAACUAAUGUAAUAUAUAGAGCGGCAACUAAAUUUCACUCUCAUUUGACUUGACAUUGUUAACGCUGAUUCUAUCUGGAGUGCAGCAAGGCCAAACGAUGCCUUCUCAGUCACUAAGUCCGCUCAUUGCGGGUUUCACUGGUGGUGUAGUUAGCACAACGCUCCUACUUCCGCUGGAUGUCAUCAAAGUCCGGCUGCAAGUGAACGAAUCCCCUGCUUCACCAGUCGGUUCAGAUCAGAAACAUGGUCGUAAGCGGCGUUUGGGAGCUACUCGUGUGAUGCAAGGCAUUGUGAAACACGAAGGGUUUCGCGGAUUGUGGGUCGGCUGGACACCGGCUGUGAUUGGAUCCGCUGUGUCGUGGGGAGGAUAUUUCUUCUUUUACGAAAGCUUCAAAAAGCAGCUUUCCGCAAGCGACGUAUUGAGUUCACUCGAUAAUUUUGCCCUGGCCUGUACAGCUGGUGGCGUCAUGGUUUUAAUGACGAAUCCGAUCUGGUUGAUCAAGAUCCGCAUGCAACUCCAAAUGAAGAGAGCAAGCGAACUGCUCAAUAUCAAGCCGUAUCGAAAUAUUGGUGAUGCAGUAGCUACUAUUGUGAGAGAGGAAGGUCCACUGGCUCUUUAUAAGGGUGUCGGACCAGCUUUGUUAUUAACGUCCCACGGAGGAGUUCAAUUUGUGGUAUAUGAAUACUUGAAGAAGCACUUUCGCUUCCAACGGAUAAACCGGGAAGAAACAGGAAGAGCAACGCAAGGCAUUACGAAAAGACUACAAAACACAGUGACGUAUCCGUUACAAACGAUCAAGGCACGUAUGCAGCAAAGGUCGGAUGCGUUGGAAUUCACCGCUGACGGCGAGGUUCGGGCAGUCAGACGCGACUACAGAGGCCUGUUCUCAACGAUAAAGCGCGUGUUCAGACAAGAAGGCUUUGUUGGAUUUUUCAAAGGUUGCAUUCCCAAUGCCAUUCGAGUUGCCCCUGGUGCGGCUAUCACAUUUGUGGUUUAUGAAGCGCUUAUGGAUUAUCUCGAUUAG